Chondrus crispus (carragheen) is the source of this 966-nucleotide messenger RNA. RefSeq lists its product as hypothetical. Bases 1 to 966 code for a protein of 321 amino acids. The transcript has a single exon. Gene Ontology annotation, cellular component: RNA polymerase II transcription regulator complex. The record is from RefSeq and is a predicted model, not a curated record. Gene Ontology annotation, molecular function: protein dimerization activity; RNA polymerase II cis-regulatory region sequence-specific DNA binding; DNA-binding transcription factor activity, RNA polymerase II-specific. Gene Ontology annotation, biological process: regulation of transcription by RNA polymerase II. NCBI's taxonomy places the organism in Eukaryota, Rhodophyta, Florideophyceae, Gigartinales, Gigartinaceae.
AUGACCCUUCCCCGUCUCCUCCGCGGCCGUUCUCCGCACCUCGGCCGCCCACCACCACCACCAUCACCCCCCACCAACCCCCCCGCCGCCGCUUCCGCCAUGACGUCCCCUCCAUCCCCCCCGCAAUCGCAGCGCGGCUCCAAGCGCCCACGUCCCCCCGCGGACGAAAAGGGGGACAAGCCCGACAAGGAGAAGGACCGGGCGUGCCGGUACGACUCGUCGCUCGGCCUUCUCACGACCAAGUUUGUCAACCUACUCAAGGCGUCGACGGACGGGGCGCUGGAUCUCAACCUAGCGGCGGAGAAGCUGCAGGUGCAGAAGCGGCGGAUAUACGACAUCACCAACGUGCUGGAGGGCAUCGGGAUCAUCGAGAAGAAGUCGAAGAACAACAUCAAGUGGCGGCACCAAGUGGAGACCGGGCGGUCCUGCGAGGCGGAGCUGGCCGAGCUCUCCGCAGAGCUGGAGUCGCUCAAGCGGGAGGACGACGCGAUGGACCAGGCGAUCGCGGUGUACCACGGCAAGCUGCGCGCGCUGGCGACGGGGGAGCAGUGCGCGGCGUUCGCGUACGUGACGCACAAGGACAUCAAGGCGAUCCCGGAGCUGCGCGGCGACACGCUGAUUGCGAUCAAGGCGCCACCGGGGACGGAGCUGGAGGUGCCGGACCCGGACGAGGGCAUGCCGUACGGCGAGCGCAGGUACCAGAUCUUCCUCAAGAGCACGGGCGGGCCGAUCGACUGCCUGCUCGUGAGCCAGGGCGGCGAGGAGGAGGAGGCCGAGGAGGAGGUGAUGCGCGGCGAGGAGGACGUGUCCGGCUGCUGGAGGCUCUCGCCGCCCCCCAUGGAUAAGGAGUUCUACUUUGUCCUCGACGACGAGGAGAAGGGCAAGGGCAUUGCAGACCUCUACGAGGAGGUCAUGACCGCACCCGAGGCGGACGACAAAGUCGAGGUCGAGGUUCCGGGCGUGUGA